CUUUGGCCUCGAGCCCCACACGACAACCCUCCCGCAGUCCCGCCCCGUCGCCGUAGCCGCUCCCCGCGCCGCCGGCGCCCCCGUUCACCUUCGCAGCUAUCAAUACGGCGUUCGCCUCGGCCAAACCUUCUUGCUGUCGCCCUCUGUCUUCCCCACUUCCCCAGUAUGGCGGAUGUCGUUUAUGCUGUGAUGGAUUCGGAGGUCUUGGUGGAAGAUGGAGGAAUCAGGGGGCAGGGCGAGAGCAAGGCCGAAGCUGUUGUUCCUGCUGAGAUGAAUUCCGAGGUGGAAGUUGGAGGGAGUGAUAGGAAGGAGGAGAGCAAGGACGAGGCGGCUGUUGACGCUGAGAGGAAUUCAGAGGUCUUCGUGCAAGAGGAAAGGGAAGAUGGAGGAAGCAAGGGGAAGGGGGAGAGUAGCGAGGACGAGGAGGAAGAUGGGGAAUCGAGCGAGGCUUCUUCGAGUAGUGAGGAGGAGGAGGAGGAGUCAAGUGAGGCCUCGUCGAGCAGUGAUGAGGAAGAGCAGAUAGCCAAGAAGCAUGAUGGUGUCGAGGACAUGGUGGCCCUCAUCAAAGAGGGUGAACUGAUGGUUGGGAUCAAUGAUGAUGACGAUGAGGAGGAGGAAGAAACAUUGACGGGUCAUACCAACUCCAAACAUGAAGUAAAGGUCCUUCCUCCAGUGCCAAAGAUUGAAAUCCAGCUGGAACCACAUCAUAAGGCACUCCCAGUGGGAACAAUUUCAUCUAUCAUGGGUGAAAGAGUGAUUGUUGAAGGGUCCGUGCAACACAAUCCCCUGAAUGAGGGUUCCAUACUCUGGAUAACGGAAAGCAGGAAACCACUUGGUAUUGUUGAGGAGUUAUUUGGUCCAGUAAAAAACCCAUAUUAUCUCGUCCGGUAUAACUCUGUGGAAGAAGUUCCUGCUGGGAUCAGUGCAGGAACUGCGGUCUCAUUUGUUACAGAGUUUGCAGAUCAUAUCUUGAAUGUAAAAGAGCUGUACACCAAAGGCUACGAUGAAUCAGGAGAUCAUGUUGAGGAUGAAACUGAUGAUCCUGAAUUCUCUGAUGACGAGAAGGAGGCUGAGUACAAAAGAUCAUUACGGAUGGCAAAAAGGCAGACUGAUAGGCAAUUUGAGUCCAAGAAACGUUCUGGUAAUAAGAGGAAGCAGCCCAGGGAUGCUGGAUUCCAUAAGGAUAUGCCACCUAGGAUCCACAAUUUACAGACACCAGGUCAUCAAUCAAAGCAUCGUUUUCAGCGCUCAGACUUGGCUGCUUCUGCUAACAACUCAGCAAGUUUGUUAGGUCCUCAAAACAUUUCUACAAGUCUACCAAUAAUGGCGCCAUCAGUCUCACUGAAUCCUGCUAUGGCAUCAGCCAUUCAGUUUACAGAUCAGAAAGGUGGUGGCUUCCCUAAUCCAUCACAGCAGUUCUUACCACAGCAGCCAAAUUUGAAUUGGCCUGGUGGGUUUCCGUCUCCCUUGUACCCGGACAUGGGGAUUAAUGGAGCUGCUUUUGCAGCUAAUAUUAUGCAGAACAUACUCAGCGCAGCCAAUCAAUACCAGCAAAAUUAUCAUAAUCAGAGUUUUGGUGGAUUCCCGAAUGGAAUGCCCAUGGCCCCAGCACAGUUUAUGCCGCAGAGCAGAAUGCCUGCAAAUCCAAUGCCGUUUGGUGGGCCGCCAGUAAAUCCUCCAUUUGGUCCGACAUCUGAAUUGGGCAUGGGGCAAGGGAACCCUUAUAAUCUUCAGCACUUGGCCGGCAACCAAGGGCAGAUGCCUCCUGGGUUACCCACCACACAAGGAUAUGGGAGCCUGCCACCAUCGCAUGGAGAUGGAGGUCAGUAUCCUAUGCAAUUCAGUUCUGGGCAGUUUAAUCAGGGUAAUCCUUCCUUCUGUGGAAGGCCGCAACACCAGGGAGGCCGGCAUUCACCGGGGAGAGGUGGUGGAGGGCAUCACAAAUAGGGUGACGCGCAGGCUUGCAUUUUUCUUCUUUACAGAAAGAAGUUCAGACUUCAGAACUACGUAAGUCUAAUGAUAAAUGGAGUGUUUACUUUCUGGUAUGACUAGUCUAUGUGCCUAUGUCGGUGCAUAAGUUUUCCCAUUACUUCUGGAUAAGAUUUUUUGUUGAACUACUGAAUGACAGAUUGGGAGUAAUAUAACUGUUAUGCUGUGUUUGGAUGUAAAAAAUUGGGUCUGGAAUCAUAGAAUCUGGAAUUCGGGAUCUAUUUCCGCCGUUUGGGCUGCCCUCUGAAUUGUGGCCUGGAAACUAAAACCACCCGCUCGCUCGCGUGCAACAGAACCAGCUCCAAUUCGGAGCUCGGCUCCUCGGAAACGCGUGGAAACGAGCCCGCGCGUACCUGUUCGCUCGAGCUAAACAAACCGAGCCCAUCCCCGAAACGAGCGAGGCCUCUCCCUCUUCCUCCCGACGGCAGCAACCAGCGACCUGCCGGCGGCGCGCGCAGGUAUGGCCUCCCUCCCCGUCUCCCUUCGCCGAUCUCCUCUUCCCUGGCCGACCGCCUCCAGGCUCUCCCAUCCCCGCCCCUAUCCCCCUGGCCGCCCCCCUCCCCACCUGGUCCUAACCUAAAUCAUGGGCACUACCAGUCGGCGACCGGAAGGUGAACGACGUCAGCCAAAAGUUUCCUUGAACUGGUAGCUACGACCGAUUAAUGGCGGCAAGGUGCUCCAAGGCUCCAGGCCAAGUCCACGGCCGACGGAGGCGAGCAAUGUGGAAGUACAUGUUGGCGCAGAUUCUCACAUAAUAAUCUGGCUUCCAACUAAUCCCGUCGAGAAUGCAGAGGCGCUAGUUGGCAUCUGUAUAUUAGUACAGGGUAGCGUCACAUAGAAUAGAACAGUCAAUUUGCAAAGGUAGCACAAACACGCCUGCGGAAAUAGACACGAUUUGUACUCCUCAUCUCGUAGCAUACCUAAUGUUAGAUUUUUUUCUUUUCGAUAAUGUGUAAGGUUGGACUUGAACACCACAACUUUGUAUUGUCCAAACUUAGCAAAUAAUUCAAUUGCGCAAUUUGUACAUCCAAACAGAAAUCGGAAUUGGGUAUCACCCUUCGAUUCCAACAGGAAAUUACAAGCACACCCAAACAACUGAAUUCGAUUUGGCAGCCAUUUCCUUUCCAACUUGGAUUUGGAAUUGAAAAUCCAAUUCAAUUCCAGGCCUAAUUCAGUGCAGCCAAACACAGUGUAAUAGUUUUGUAUUAGAGUCAUACGUAAAAGCUGAAGUUAAAAUGCUGUUAUCGUGGUGUAAUUUUCAGCUGCAAUCAUGCCAUGGAAUUGAAAUGAGCAUGUUAUACAGACCAUAGCUUCUUUUUCAUUUCGAUGAUGUAGCCAGAUGAACUAUAGUAUAACCUCUGUUCCCUUUUAUAUAAUAUUUUGGUAAGCCUAAUUGGCUUGCCAAAACGUCUUAUACAAAGGAACGGAGGGAGUAGUUUUUUUUUUCUUUUUCUUUUUUUAGCACACACAUUUUGUACUCGUUUAUAUUGAACUCAG
This is a messenger RNA of Lolium perenne, 3486 nucleotides long. RefSeq lists its product as uncharacterized. Gene Ontology annotation, cellular component: sno(s)RNA-containing ribonucleoprotein complex. Gene Ontology annotation, molecular function: RNA binding. Gene Ontology annotation, biological process: pseudouridine synthesis; ribosome biogenesis; box H/ACA snoRNP assembly. NCBI's taxonomy places the organism in Eukaryota, Viridiplantae, Streptophyta, Magnoliopsida, Poales, Poaceae. The record is from RefSeq and is a predicted model, not a curated record.